Mesoplodon densirostris (Blainville's beaked whale) is the source of this 1032-nucleotide messenger RNA. RefSeq lists its product as uncharacterized. The annotation marks the transcript as partial. Gene Ontology annotation, biological process: actin filament polymerization; exocytosis. Gene Ontology annotation, cellular component: WASH complex. NCBI's taxonomy places the organism in Eukaryota, Metazoa, Chordata, Mammalia, Artiodactyla, Ziphiidae. The record is from RefSeq and is a predicted model, not a curated record. The transcript has 7 exons.
AUGGGGAAGGAUGGUCCGGCUCUCUACUCCCAGCAGCACCAGGCAGGUGCUGGGCGACCUGGGGUGGCUGAGAGGUCAAGAUUCGCAGCUGUCACGGUGACCCUGGACCUUGAGAAGGAGUGUGUUGGCAGGAGGGAGCAAGAACCAUGGGCACGGACCCUGGGCCCCCAGGCACCCCUGGGAGCAGGGCGCUCACCUGGAGACCCGGGAAUAGACACGCUGGGUGCCUGCGAGAACCGGAGGGGAGGGGACGGCAUCGUGCUGCUCAGGAGCUGGGACACUUCAGGACGCAGGCUGGGAGAAUGUGCCAACCCCAGCUGGUCUGGGGAGCUGCAGAGGCAGAGAAUUGGGACGUUCCUGACAGCCUACACGACUGUGGCUGACCUGGGCCUGGGGCACGCCUGGGCUCCGUCCCAGGACCAGGAGACGGAUGGGGACGGGCUUCCUCUCACGGGGUUAGGCAUAGACCUGACUAAGGUGCCAGCUAUUCCACAGAGAAGAACGGUGGCAUUUCUAAACCAAUUUGUGGUGCACACUGUACAGUUCCUCAACCCCUUUUCUACAGUUUCUGAGGAGAAACUGGCAGACCUUUCUCUUCGUAUCCAGCAAAUUGAAACAACUCUCAAUAUUUUAGAUGCAAAGUUGUCAUCUAUCCCAGGGCUAGACGAUGUCAUAUUUGAAGUAUCUCCUAUAAGUGUCACUAGGAUCACAAAUGAAACACAUUCUGAAACCACUUCAGAGCAAUCACAGAACAGUUUACAAGACUCUGGACCACGGGAAAGUGAAGUAACACCAGAAAAUAUCUUAACUGUAGCCAAGGACAUAAGAUAUGCCAGAUAUCUCAAAAUGGCUCAAGUGGGUGUUCCAGUGAUGGCAAUAAGAAACAUAAUGAUAUCGGAAGGACUAGACCCAGAUCUUCCUGAGAGGCAAAUGAAAUGUGGGGCUUCCCUGGUGGCGCAGUGGUUGAGAGUCCCCCUGCUGAUGCAGGGGACGCGGGUUCGUGCCCCGGUCCGGGAAGAUCCCACGUGCCGC